AUGGUGGAUCCAGGAAGCUCAUCAGCUUCCAUUUUCAACAUGUUACAGGACCACAUACUCGAAAUACCCAGAGUUCCAGCUCUUCCCACUGAAGUUUGGGAGCGAGUGAUCGACUUUAUCCCGGCGGUCGACCGGAUGGGUGGAUUUCGAGAUAGCCGUCAAGAUCUGUUUGCAUGUGCGCUGACAUGUCGAGCAUGGCUGCCUAGGAGCCGGCUUCAUCUUUUCUAUCGCGUUGAGAUCCCAACUUCUCGCCAUCUCUCCUCUUUCGCUAAACAGAUUCGCCUAUAUCCCUUUCUGGAGGAAUUUGUCAGAGAGGUUGCAUUGUGGCCGUUUGAGAAGCAGUCAAAGGCAGUUGGAACCUUUCCGUUAAUGCUCGCUCGGAAAUUGAAGUCGGUUCGCAUUUUGCACAUUAACAUGCAUACUACGGAUGAUUAUGUCUUUCCUCCCACACACGACGUCUUCCAUAUCUCCUUAUGUGAGUUCACGUCCGUUACCACCCUCGAGCUGAACUACGUCAAGUUCUCGACCUACACUGCCAUGGGUCGCCUCCUAUCCUCCCUCCCUCACCUCUCCGUGCUAGCCUGCAAUGCGUUGUAUGUGUCAAAAGACAUUUACAGUAAAACCAUUGAGCUACGCAAACCGCGAAGGAGCCUCUCUUGCCUUGCCAUGCAGUUCAUGGAGAUGUCAGGAAACAUGGUCGAGUGUUUGCUUGCGGAUAUGUCUACUGCGUCUCUCGCGACAAUCAUAAUCAUGGAUGCCCGACAGGAGGAUAUCAAUCAUAUUGACAGAUUGCUGCAAGCCUCAGGGAAGUCUUUGCAACAUUUUCAGCUCAAUCAGUAUAGGGACUUAUGGGUAACCAGUGUUCUACCAGCCGAAAAGAAGCCAAUACUAGCAGAUAAUUCAGGACUCAAAUCGAUUUGCCUGGAGCUAGCCGACGGUGCUUCGUGGAUAUCGGCAAUUCUCAUUCAGUUGAAGUCUGCAGCUCUGAAAUCUAUCAUUCUGGAAGUAUCGCCAUUCCUUACGGAAUCCCACCUCGAUACAUAUGGCUGUGACGAUAUCGACGCGAUUAUUUCGUCUGAACCUUUAUCGAAGAAGCUGGUACAACUCAUAUUUCAAUAUAGAUUCGAGACGAAGCAAGACAAGGAAGUUUGGAUGAAGUCCGAAAUUCCACGUCGUUUUCCGCGCUCGGCUACCCGUAGCAUAAUACGCUUUCAACGUACUCAUCGAGACCAAGCAUGGUGGGAGACUGGGUGA
Molecule: messenger RNA, 1254 nt
Organism: Fibroporia radiculosa
Lineage: Eukaryota; Fungi; Basidiomycota; Agaricomycetes; Polyporales; Fibroporiaceae
Exons: 3
Coding region: 1-1254 (417 amino acids)
Source: RefSeq, a predicted model, not a curated record